UUAGUAUUGUGAAAUUGAAUUUUUUUAGUUUUCGAUUGCUACUGAUUACUACAGAACUCAGAAUGUUUUACCAAGACAUGAAUGUUCUGCUUAUUAUUAUGGUUUAGAACAUGAACUCUGAUUGCUACUGAACUGUUACUUGUGUUUAAAUAAUUGUAUUGAGUGUGAGAGACGAAUUCCAAUUGAAAGCAUCGGUUUUAAAUAAUUGUUUUAGAGUUACUAUAGGUAAUUAAGAAAAGUUAACUUACUUCCUUUGCCAAUUUUAAUCAUGUAUGGCAAUGACUUUGAGAGGAGGACGUAAUCAAUAAUCCUAAAUAGUAGAGGUGGAAAAGAUGGAAAAUGUAGGCUUAUUUGAUUCAAAAAAAUACGAAAAACGACAUCCAUGUUCACCAAUAACCAAAGGCAACUAGAGCGGACCGGAAGAUAUGGUACUUCCAGAUUGCAAUACCUUCAGGAAUUGGUGACUCAGUUUCAGAAUUCAUCAGAGGAUGAAAUUAAAGAGAAGAUUUUGGCAAAUUUGGCCAACUUUGCCUAUGAUCCUUACAAUUUUAACUUCUUGCGCCAGCUAAAUGUUUUGGAACUUUUCCUUGACUGCGUAACUGAACCCAAUGAAAAGAUUAUAGAAUUUGGUGUUGGAGGGAUCUGCAAUUCUUGUGUUGAUCCAGCCAACGCUACAAUUGUAGCUGGAGUUGGUGGGAUUCCUCUUAUCAUUCAAUGUUUAUCAAGCCCAGUUAGGAACACUGUAAAUUAUGCACUCGGGGCGCUUUAUUACAUCUGUAAUGAAUCUAACAAGGAAGAGGUUUUAAAGCCUGAAGUUAUUGAUGUCAUCAAGAGGUAUGCAGCAGCUGAAGAAGUUAGUGUGAGCUUCAGUAAUCUGGCUAAAGCAUUUCUUGACAAACACCUAUCAAGGAACUACUAAGAGAGACAGUCCAUCAUUCCAUUCUCUGUUAUGAUAGUGUAUUUUUUGACUUUUAUAUCCUUUCUAUCUUAAAAAAUUGAUAAAAAUAUUAAGUGACUUUUGUAUCUUUUUGUAUAGAAUGAAGACCUUCAUUUACUUUCUUUUUUU
Medicago truncatula (barrel medic) is the source of this 1066-nucleotide messenger RNA. RefSeq names its product armadillo repeat-containing protein 7. The record is from RefSeq and is a predicted model, not a curated record. Gene Ontology annotation, molecular function: protein binding. NCBI's taxonomy places the organism in Eukaryota, Viridiplantae, Streptophyta, Magnoliopsida, Fabales, Fabaceae. The transcript is spliced from 7 exons. Bases 383 to 919 code for a protein of 178 amino acids.